AUGCUGAAAGCAAAAUGUCCAUUAAAUAUGGAAAAGGAUCACGAUCCAUUGAAUUAUUUCAGGCCAGGAGACCACCUUAUUGGUGGAGUCAUAAAUCAAGGACGAGUUCAUAUUAACCCACCUGACUUUUCCCAGGGCCCCAGAAACCAUGUUAUGAGUUUAACAUCAGAGAACCCCUGUCCCACUCUGUCCCCCUUAUUUGCCAUCCAAGAGAUCAACCAGAAUCCUAAGCUUUUACCCAAUGCCACCCUGGGCUACAGCAUCUAUGAGGCCGCUUUUGAUGUCGGAACAACAGCUGAUGCUCUACUAGACAGCAUUUCAAGCCACAGCUGUGGAAGACAGAGUAAUGUUAUGGCAGUUUUUGAAGCAGCUACUUCUGAAAUUGCCAGCCAGAUUUCAAGCAUGUUGGGCAUCUACAAAAUGCCCCAGAUCAGUUUUGGCUCUGCUGCUCAGGAUCUGAAUGAGAAAACCCAUUUCCCUUUUGUCUACCGGAUGGUCCCCAAAGAAGAAACCCAGUACAUGGGGAUUGUCAAGUUGCUGCUCCAUUUUAGGUGGACAUGGGUUGGUCUCUUUGUUCCAGACAAUGACAAUGGAGAAAAGUUCCUGAGUGUUUUCACACCUCUGCUGAUUCGCAGUGGGAUUUGUGUGGCUUUCUUGGAAAAAAUCCCUUUUUUCAUUAUGGAGAUGUCAUCCUUACAUUGUAAACCUUCUGUCCUGAAACAAGUCAAGGUGUUCAUUUACUAUGGGGACUCUGAAUAUGGAGUUUAUGUGAUCAUCUACUUACAGAACAUUCAUGAAUUGAGGAAAUCUCAGGGGAUAGUCUGGAUCACAACAGACAUUCCGAGUGUUGAUGAGAGGUUGUUUGGUGAUGUGGCUUCCUUCCAGCCUGCCCAUGGUUCUCUAUCCUUUAUAAUGAAUACCAAGAAAAGGACAGAACAUGGCUACAAUACUCGACUGUCUUCUGAAUCUAAAGUUAUAGUUGCACAGCUUCACACUUUCUUAAAAGAAAUCCAGCUUUCCAAUUCAUCCAUAGGAGGGAUGUAUUUUGAUAAGAAUGGGGAGCUGACUGCCAACUUUGAUAUCAUGAACUCAGUCGUGUUUCGCAAUGGCUCUAACAGCAGAAUGAAAGUUGGGAGCAUCAAGAAACACCCCUCCUCUGACAUAAAAUUAACCAUUAAUCCAGAAGCCAUUUUGUGGCCUGGGAAAUUCAGCAAGGUCGUGCCUCGUUCAAGAUGCACCGAAAGCUGUCGCCCUGGAUAUGCCAGAGUGGCUAAGGAAGGAGAGCCCGUUUGCUGCUAUGAUUGUGCUCCUUGUGCGGAAGGGACCAUCUCCAUUCAGGAAGAUGCAAAGCAUUGCACCAAAUGCCCAGAAGAUCAGCAUGCAAAUCAAGCAAGAGACAAAUGUGUCCCCAAGAUUAUAACAUUUCUCACUUAUGAAGAACCCUUGGGGAUUGUCCUGGUUUCCUUUGCUCUCUUCUUGUGCUUAAUCACUGGUGUUGUCCUAGGAAUCUUCGUUAAAGACAUGGAAACUCCCAUAGUCAAAGCUAACAAUCGAGACUUAUCCUAUAUCCUCCUCAGCUCCCUCCUGCUUUCCUUUUUGUCCUCCUUCCUAUUCAUCGGCCGGCCAAGCAAAGUGACCUGCCUCCUCCGACAAACAGCCUUCAGCAUCAUCUUCUCGGUUGCCGUCUCUUCUGUUUUGGCAAAAACCAUCACUGUGGUGCUGGCCUUCUUGGCCACAAAGCCAGGGAACAAGGUGAGGAGAUGGCUGGGGAAGAGUCUAGCCAACUCCAUUGUCCUUUCCUGUUCCAGUAUGCAGGUUGUCAUCUGCACCAUCUGGCUUGGAUUCUCCCCACCCUUCCCAGACUCCGACAUGCACUCCCAAGCUGCAGAGAUCAUCCUUCUAUGCAAUGAAGGAUCUGUUGCCAUGUUCUACACUGUCCUUGGCUACAUGGGUUUCCUGGCUGCCAUCUGCUUCACGGUGGCUUUCCUAGCGAGGAAGCUGCCUGGGGCCUUCAAUGAAGCCAAGCUGAUCACCUUCAGCAUGCUGGUCUUCUGCAGUGUUUGGGUGUCCUUUGUGCCCACCUACCUAAGCACAAAAGGGAAGUUCAUGGUAGCUGUGCAGGUCUUCUCUAUGUUGGCCUCCAGUACUGGGCUUCUGGGCUGCAUCUUCCUACCGAAGUGCUACAUUAUCAUACUCAGGCCUGAUCUGAACACAAAGGAACAUCUAACUACAAAAAGUGAAGGUGGUGGUGUCUGA
Podarcis muralis (Common wall lizard) is the source of this 2256-nucleotide messenger RNA. Lineage: Eukaryota; Metazoa; Chordata; Lepidosauria; Squamata; Lacertidae. The record is from RefSeq and is a predicted model, not a curated record.